AAAAUUAUGCGGAGUGAAAAAAAUGAAAAUAAAAUAGAGUUUCUCCUUAUUCAUUUUAUAAAUAAUGUUAGAGGAAUUGCUUCAAGAAUCAGGGUGUCAAGUUGAUCCCUCCACAGUUGUUUUCGUUAUUGAACCUGUUUUAUUUCGUAGAAAACUUGAAAUCAAAUUACGUAGUCAGCCUAACCUACUUGAUGAAUUUCUUGAAGAUUUACAAGUUUAUACACAAGAUCCUUUAGAUUUUCGAAAAUUUUUAUUACCUUCUAGACUUGCAGAUAGUGUUCCAAGAACGCAUCGUAAUCAUACUUCAAGUACAGAAAGUUUAUUUAAAACACUAUUAGCCAUUGAUUCACUUCAGCCUGAACUAAUUACAUAUUUACUUGAAAGACUUCCUGAAUUUUAUGAUGAAUUAGAAAAUAAUAAUAAUUCUAGUUCUUGCACAGCACGCUUAAUUCUACAUCAAUUACGUUGGCUAGACUAUAUUGCUCAACCUGAGGAAUUAACUGGAAAAUUAAUAGAAAUAAUUCAAAUCACACCAACUGUUAUUCAACAUGAAAUUAUUACUUCACUACCAGAUAUUAUAAACGAUUCAGAACAUAAGCCUAUUGUUAUUUUUUUAAAAGAAUUAAUGAAUGAUAACCCAGAGUUGACAGUGUCUGUUCUUGAUGCCUUGUCCAACCUAACACUUCAUUCAGAAAGCUUAGAUGAUGUUCGAGAAACAAUUUUAGAUCAACUAGAAUCUGCUGAAUUAGAUGAUUUAGCUGUCAUAAUCAAAUUUAUGCUUCAGACCGUGACACCAAAUACAGUGGAUACGAUUAUUUAUGGUAUUCGACAAAAGCUAGAUUUUAGAUCGUUGAGUAAAAUUCAUCCAUCAACUCAAAGAGCAACAAAGCAUGCGCCAGAAGCUUUUAUUUUAGAAUCCAUUAAAUUAGGAUUACAGUUUCAUAAAUUUGUUUGUGAUGCUUGGUUCAAAUCUAUUGUCGCUCUAGAAUCCCAGCGUGAACAUAAGGUGAUUGAUAUGCUAGUUUUAAUUAUAUUAUACUCAAUGACGUCCAUAAAAAAGAAAGUGGAAGGUGUUAUUAGAAAGAAAAUAAUAAAAGGACAUAUUACUGCUUCACUUAUCCAAGAAACAAUUAUGUACCAUUCAGAUGGCCUUGCAGGAUAUUGGAAUACCAUAUUAUCAUUAUCAGAAAGCUUAUUGCGUUCUUGUCAGCAGUUUAAUGUAAUAUCGCCUUGUGCAAGUACUUUGUAUACGAGUUCAUUUAAAUCUACGGAUGCAUAUUUUAGACAGGAAAUAAUCGGCGCACUUGUUACACAUAUUGGUAGUGGUAUAGAAGUAGAAAUGAACAUAGCUUUAGAAGUGUUAUUACAAUUAGUUAAAACAGACGUAUGCAGUGUCAUUGUUUACAAUGUGUUUAUAAAAGGAAUUUUGGAUUAUUUGGAUAAUUUAAGUAUAUAUCAAAUUCGUACAUUAUUUGAUAUUUUUAGUCUUCUUGCAUUAACUACAAGAAAUCCAGGAGAUGGGUCAGCUAAUCUUUGGACCGAAAUUCAAACCAUUAUUCGUAAGCAACUUUCAAGUCCUAGAGAAAAAUAUAAAAAUAUUGGUAUUAUUGCAUGUUUAUCAGCUGUCAAAGUACUUGGAUCGAAAGAGUUAUGCAACAAUAGUUGUAGUAUUCAGAACAAUCAAGUAGGAGGAUCAUCAAGCUCACAAAUGUCUUUAGCACUUAACAUAACUGAUGCUACACUUCGACACCCUCUUUUGACACAGGCAACUCAAAUUUUAGAAUUAGCCUUGAGAUAUUCAAAAGAGUAUCCAAAUUGUAUUGCUCUCAUUUAUGAUGAGUUAGCACAUAUGUUUAGUAGAGAAGAGAAGGGAGCACAUAUGGAUGAAAGAUUAGAAUGGUGGGUAAAAGAGAAUAUGGCAUCUGAUUUUACAGAGUUCUACGUAGUAGCCAUAGCGGAUGCUCUUGAGUUUAUUGAAGAAGCACAGAAGAAUCACUAUUUAAAAUUAGAGCCUGCACGUCAAAUGAAUUUAGAUGGUGAAGGAGAACAAAUAGCUAUCAAGAUGUAUGAAUUAAUCUACAACCCAGAUUUAAAAAAGAAAAAGGCAAUGGUAGUUCCCAUGUGUUCCAUCUUCAAUUUAAUUCAAAGUUGUGAAAAGCAAUUAAAUAAUGGAAGCCUUGUAGAAAUAGAUGCUUUAUUUGGUUGUAGUAUAAUUAUGUUUAAUCCUGAGAAUUUAAAUGACUUGUCAACAAAUGAAAUUGAAUAUGCUUGUGAUAUGUUAUUUUAUACAAUGAAUUGGUUUAGAGAACUAUUAAAUGCAUUCAUGUUUACAAAAGAAGAAAAUUACAGAGUAAGAAUAAUUUCCCGUUUAAGAAGUAUUCUCAAAAUGGAAACAUUAUUGAACCAAUUAAUGGAACAAGUACCCAACUAUGCGCCCUUAGAAUUCCAUAACGUAUCACCGACAAAUUUGGAUGAACAUAGCAAUCAAAUUAUAUCCGCAGGAGUAGGAGAAGGAGAAGAUAGUAUGAAUACCAAGUCAAUUAAAAAAGAAAAAGCCCAUACGAUCAGAUUUGGAACUGUGAAUGAAAUCAAGCCUUAUAUGAGAGCAUUCUGUAUUCAUAUUUUAGAAAUAUUCAAGUAUAACGAAGAAUUAGAGGAUGAAAAUGAAAAAAUGACAUUUGAAGAAAUCAAUUAUAUUUUGGAAGACCUUAAUCAGAAAAUAGAUAUCAAGAUUACCUAUACAUCUUCUUCUGUUAAUCAUCAUUUUGGAAAAAAACCAGUCAAUCUAAUUGACGAAAAAUAUCCUUCUUGUAACUCAAUUAUGUUGGGUAGAAUUGAGUCUCAAACAUUUAUGAAAAAGGUUGUUCUUUAUUUGCCAUCUAUUUUACAAACACUGGAAAAUCUUUAUGCUGAGUUACAAGCAAAGGAUAUUGAACCAGGGCGUAUUCAUGGAUCAGAGGAACUCGUUCAAGCUGUCUCACAUAUAUUCAACAUUUUAUAUAAACUAUUAUGUUGGAAUGAACUUCAAAAUUCAGAUAAUAAUGACAUCUUGAAAGAAUUCGUACAUAUUCUCGCUAAUCGUGUAUCUGAUCAUGAUACUAUCAAUGAUUGUCAAAUAGCAUUCAAAGCUGAAUUAAUGGAAGCAUUUCGAUAUUUAUCAAAUUAUGGUGAUGGAAUACCUCAAGCAACAAUGUCAGUUUUAUUAUUUAAAAUCUUACAACGUUUAAUGUCCUUUUCUGAUGAAGAAGGAAUUGAAAAUUUAAAACAAGAUGCAUUAAAAGUAGUUGAGCAAAUCAUUACAACACCAUGGUUUGACUGGCGUGAUAUUAAGAAAGAAAUACCAUUCUUAUUUGAACAAUUUAUUGAAUUAAAUCAAGAUCCUUUAUCUAUUCUUCAUAACCUUGUUGAUAUUGUGUUGCCUGAAUUUGAGGAAGAACAAAGUUUAGAGCAAUAUCCUUUAUUAAAGGAAGAAACAAUUGUUCAACACUAUCAGGCUAUCAUGAAUCAAAUAGUAAAAACACUGGAUUUACUUAAAAAUACUAAUCAGGAUUCUGAAAUUAUUCUAGUGCAAAAUGCUCAAAUUGUGAAAAUAUUCGAGAGAAUUACAAAUUAUGUUAAAACAAAGGAGCAUAAAUCGUUAUUUAGUAUUUUAUUGAAGACAGGCCGAGUAUUUAUUGAGCAAUUUACAAAAUAUUCUAUUCCUUAUUUUACAAAAAUAUUUAAAACACAUACGAAUGAAGUAGUUAAUAUUUUUAAAGAUUUUCAAUCCAGUACUCGUAUGCUACAGAUUAUUUGUUCUCAUGUCAAAGUAUUAAAAGAAGUACAAUUAGCUUCCUAUGUACCACCCUUAAAGAAAGCUCUAGAAAUUGUUAUUUAUCAAGUCAAAAUGCUAUUAACUGAAAAUCGUAUACCUUCGUCUGCAUUUUUUAUGGGUGCAUUGAAACAUAGAGACAUUAAUGGGGUUGAAAUAUCAUCUCAGGUAAAAUUUUGAAAUUUGUGUAACACAAAUAGAAGGUAUAAUUUUGCAGUUUCUUUUUUUAGAUUCCGCGUGAGGCCUAUUAUGAUGAAGAUAACAAUGAAGUGGAGGAAGAAAGGAAUGAAACCCCAAUGUUAUUAGCUGAAGAUAAUCAUCAAAUCCCAGCUAAUAAAAAAAAGCAUGCUGAAAAAGGUCUGAAACAAAAAA
Molecule: messenger RNA, 4183 nt
Organism: Cokeromyces recurvatus
Lineage: Eukaryota; Fungi; Mucoromycota; Mucoromycetes; Mucorales; Mucoraceae
Product: Fanconi anaemia protein FANCD2
Exons: 20
Coding region: 65-3991 (1308 amino acids)
Biological process (GO): homologous chromosome pairing at meiosis; mitotic intra-S DNA damage checkpoint signaling; interstrand cross-link repair
Cellular component (GO): nucleus; condensed chromosome
Molecular function (GO): DNA polymerase binding
Source: RefSeq, a predicted model, not a curated record